Messenger RNA from Encephalitozoon cuniculi GB-M1, 477 nucleotides. RefSeq lists its product as uncharacterized. The coding region runs from base 1 to 477 and encodes 158 amino acids. Lineage: Eukaryota; Fungi; Microsporidia; Unikaryonidae. The transcript has a single exon. The record is from RefSeq and is marked provisional.
AUGAUUGGCCGAAUGGUGGGGUUGGAGCCCAGUAGCAGGAGUGGGGUCUUGGAGGAGUGCAGAGAGUGCAGAGCCAUCGUUAUGAAGGGAGAUGGUGUACAGACCCCUUUGCAUAAAGGAGAUAGUAUAUUAGGUGGAGAGGGGGCCUGCCUUAUGAGGUAUGCGGCAUGGACAUUAAUCAGUGCGGUUGAUGUAGUGUAUUGCUCUUUGGAGACAAGGGAGAGUGUUUCUUUGACAUUCAAUCCAGAUGGUCAAGUGAUAGUGGUUCCGUUUAUGUUCAAAGGGUAUAACAUUGCAGCAUUGCCAACGACAAAGUUCGGUGACUUGAAGAAGGACACCAAGCAGAUAGAGAAUGUUGUAUCUUUUUUGAGAAGCGAUAUUUGUUAUGCAGUGUGGGAGUUUCUGGUCAGCUCGGUGCAGUACAAGGAUGAUGAUCGGUUUGAGAGGCUGUUUGACGAAAGAAUGAGGGGUAUCUAA